This is a messenger RNA of Puntigrus tetrazona (Sumatra barb), 1125 nucleotides long. RefSeq names its product AP-1 complex subunit sigma-3-like. NCBI's taxonomy places the organism in Eukaryota, Metazoa, Chordata, Actinopteri, Cypriniformes, Cyprinidae. Gene Ontology annotation, molecular function: clathrin-cargo adaptor activity. The transcript is spliced from 5 exons. Gene Ontology annotation, cellular component: membrane coat; intracellular membrane-bounded organelle; AP-1 adaptor complex. The record is from RefSeq and is a predicted model, not a curated record. Gene Ontology annotation, biological process: intracellular protein transport; vesicle-mediated transport. Bases 109 to 573 code for a protein of 154 amino acids.
CCCCCUCAACAGUUUGGGAAGGGCAGCGAUGACUCUGGCCUUGACCAGCCGGGAAGUGAAUAGGAAUUUUGAGGAUUUCAACAUUCUUUCCGUAUUUCUUACUUCAAGAUGAUGCACUUCCUGUUGCUGUUCAGUCGUCAGGGAAAGCUACGGCUGCAGAAAUGGUUCCUGCCCCUUCCCGAGAGAGAGAGGAAGAAGAUUGUGAAGGACAUGACCACUAUAGUGUUGUCACGAAAACCUCGCACGUGUAACUUCCUGCACUGGAAGGACCUGAAGGUUGUCUAUAAGAGGUACGCCAGUCUGUAUUUCUGCUGUGCAUUGGAGAACCAGGAUAAUGAACUUCUGGCUUUAGAGAUACUGCACCGUUACGUGGAGCUACUUGACAAAUACUUUGGCAAUGUAUGUGAGCUGGACAUCAUCUUUAACUUUGAGAAGGCUUAUUUCAUCCUGGAUGAGUUUCUGAUGGGUGGAGAGGUCCAAGAGACAUCCAAACAGUCUAUUGCAAAGUCUAUAGAGGCCUCAGAUAUGCUGCAAGAGACGAUGGAAGAAUACAUGAGCAAACCAGCCUUCUGACAGCAGCUGACGUGAUACAAUGUGACAAAAGGGAAAGAAACCUGCCUCCGCAGUGUGGAUUGUGUCCUUCACACAGGACACAGUUUUUCAUUGCAAGAAAUGACAGACUUCUUAAAUGAGGGAUGCAGAGUUAGUUUUCUUAUUUAUUAUUAUUGUUGUUGUUAUUAUUUUCUUCUCAAUGCUUGUAUGAACCUCAUCAAUACCACCAAAUUUUACUAGAACUGAAUCAGGGUUCAUGUUGUGUUUUUUGAAUAGGUUUCGUCUUGUCAGCUUUAUAAAAAUAAAUGUAAUGCAAAAUUUCUGUGAUGGCUCCAGCAUGCAUAUACACAUGCAACUUAUAAUUUUCAACUUUUAUACCAAAAUUUUAUAUAAUCAAAUACUUGCAAUAAUCUUAAACCUUGGCUUAUCUGAAGUGCCUUUCCAUGUUUUUAAACAUGUUGCAUGUCUCAGGAGACAUUUAGUUAAAGAAAGAAAAAAAGACUUUUUGAAGAAUGCUUCUUUAUGAGCACAAUUUGUUGGCGUUGUCUUAUUAAAAUUGCUUUUUUGAUAUGA